UUCUACGGAACAAAUUCCAAAUGAUUCUUGAAACACUUUGACGAGAUUAGUUCGCAGAUUGUGCGCCAAAAGUUACACAUGUGCAUACAUAUGAGCAUAUAUGAGAGAAAGAACAAAAACGCGGUAGCAUGCUCAGGGUUAAAUAUAAAAACAUCGCGACAAAUCUGCACAUUAGUUAUAUACUGGCGCAACCAACUUCAGCGCCGUGAACGCUCGCGCAGUGCACUCGUCUUCGUCGCCUUUCGGCUAACAUAUAAAUUUUGAAUAUAGUUCGAAAUAAUUAAUAAACGCGAUACAAUAUUAUAUAGAGUUGUUGGUGUACAACAACAAACAGCAAUAAACUUACUAAGCAGCGCUACUAGACAGAGCAAUUUCUGCAAUAAUUGCAGUUAAACAAAAGAUACACAGAGAUAAUAGAAUCAAAAAGGAAAUUAUAUAAAGAAGUAAAAACAAAAUUUAGCAAGUAAUUUCGAAUUUGCUGCGGUAGCAACGACCACGCUUUGAACGGCACAUUUUAGUAGCUAAAAAGAUUUCAACAAAAAAUAACGUGUGUGGCCCAGGAGAGCAAGUCAUUCGGCCAAGUGUGGAACGUUAACGAGUCGAGCAACGCCGUUAGAGAUUGAAGUGUACAAUAUUUCAGCGCGCUCAGCAGCGAUUGGAUAACCUGAAACCAAAAGCAGAAAAAAAAACAUAGAUAAAGGCACACACACACAAGUGCGCAAAUAAUUAGCAAAUAUUUGACAAGUACACCCACAUAUUACUCACCUGACCGGCCAGCUGUAUCACUGGAAAAGUACACAAUGGCAACAGUGAAGAAAUCAACACAUGAAAAUACUGCCGAUUAUGAUGGCGAACCCGGCUGCGACACAUUGCACGAGGUUAACGCCAUGUUCCGUCACUUCUGGGACCCUACAAAAUAUUGGACAUGUGAGGAACAAGGCCGUCCAGCUAAACUAGAACGCUGUCCACAAUCGCAUCUAUAUAUGGACUCGCAAAGUAAAUGUGUCAUGUAUACUGAUUGGCAUUGGACCGACCCCGCUGAACCGCCAAGCCGUCCGAGAAGCGCGAAAAGCACGUGAAGCUUCAAUGGAAUGAGUGUGAUUUGCACAGCAAAUAACCGAAACGAUAAUAGAAACGUGAUUUUAACGCGCACAAGCAGACAUGCUUGAACGCAAAACCAUAUGGAUAUGUACGUGUGUAUAUACAUAUAUGUAUGUACAUAUGUUUAUAUCUUUAAUGUGUAGUACUUAUGUUUAAUGGAGUGCGCUAGCGUAAUUAAGUGUACAAUAUGUAGUUAUGUAGAUGGGUUUUGUUGAUAAGAUUUUAAUUUGGCAACAAAACUCAAUAAUUGUUAACAAAAAAAACUAUGUAAAUUUAGAAUUUGUACACUUAUGUACAUAUGUAUGCAAUUAAUUAUAGCCUACGACUGAAAAUUUGCUUUAAGAAAUUUGUGGCUGUUUUAGUUUGUACUGUUAAACAAAUGAAUAAAUAAAUAAAUAAGAAAGAGUGAAAACUGCCAGCUUUGAAAGUUUGUGAAGAAACACUUUAAGCUUUAUUUAAUUUUAAAGAAAUUAUUUAUGAAUGUAAAACUGAAAUGAGAAAAGUAAGUCAAGCGCUUAUUAAAUAAAUUACAAAAUAAUUCAAAAUCAG
Messenger RNA from Bactrocera dorsalis (oriental fruit fly), 1650 nucleotides. RefSeq lists its product as uncharacterized. The record is from RefSeq and is a predicted model, not a curated record. The transcript is spliced from 2 exons. NCBI's taxonomy places the organism in Eukaryota, Metazoa, Arthropoda, Insecta, Diptera, Tephritidae. The coding region runs from base 801 to 1079 and encodes 92 amino acids. Gene Ontology annotation, molecular function: chitin binding.